Molecule: messenger RNA, 564 nt
Organism: Aplysia californica (California sea hare)
Lineage: Eukaryota; Metazoa; Mollusca; Gastropoda; Aplysiida; Aplysiidae
Product: MFS-type transporter SLC18B1-like
Exons: 7
Coding region: 1-564 (187 amino acids)
Molecular function (GO): transmembrane transporter activity
Source: RefSeq, a predicted model, not a curated record
AUGGCCGUCGGUAGUUCCCGGAACGUUGAAGCGAUCGAGCGACAGGCAAGCGUACAGAAGGAGCAGGGUAUUGAAGUCUCAGACACGAGUCAGGAAACUUCGGCCAGUGUUCAGGGAAAUAAAGAAGAGACGAGCCCGCUCAAUUUCCGGUCCCUGAAGAACUCCAGCAAGUACACAUUGAUGCUGCUAGCCAGUGCAAACUUUGCACACAUGACGGCUUUCUCGCUGCUCGCUCCUUUCUUCCCGAAAGAGGCACUCAAAAAGGGCACAUCUCAGACUGUGAUCGGACUCAUCUUCAGCGUAUUUGAAUUUGUCGUGUUCUUCACCGCCCCUGUCUACGGGGCCAACGAUGUCUCACCCAUGUACUUGUUCCCCGCCCUCAGAGAAAGCCUCACCCAUGGCAUCAUGGAGACGGCUACUUCCUUAGGGUUCAUGGUUGGCCCGGCAAUCGGCAGUUUUCUCUACGAGGCUGGCGGAUUUGGUCUCCCCUUCUACGUCAUCGGCUCCUUCAUCUUGUUGAACGGUGCUCUUGUGUGCGGAUGUCUGCCCGAGUCUACCGGGUAA